AUGGAUUUUAUUCUCUCGUUGACGCACUUCUGCGAAGUGCAUGGGCCGACCUCCAUCAUCUGCUCCCAGGUUCUGCCUUUCUCAUGUCCGCAAUGCCAUGAUCAUGAUGACUCUCCUCAAGGGACUCCCGUCUCACAGGAGUCCCGCUUCGACGACUCCCGCUCGCCAAAAUCCGGCUCCAAAUCCCCUCGGAUCGAGGAUUCACCCUACUUCUUACCACACCCGGUCUCCCCCGAGGACAAAUCCAACCGCAGUGGCGUAAAUGGUGACACCUGUGCCAGUUGCAGUCUAUCCCUGCCGGAGGAUGUAAGCCGACAAAUUCCUCCCGGGGCACCAGGCAGUCGCGACGCCAAGGGAAACAGCACCAGCCCGGUUCUGCGCUCGCGUGAGGUCGUCUACUCCUGCGGCACCAACCACUCCGACAUGGAUGACGAAACAGAUUCACACGCUCACGCCUCUCCACCGGAAUCCUUGCACUCUGCCUCCGUCGCCUCCGAUGCUUCAUGUCACACUCAUAUCCACACUUACCUCUCGCAGCGGGGCCCACCGAAUCCGGCUGAUUACGCUGUUCUCCGCCGAUCCUCCAUCCGCACCCUCAGCUGUGAAUUGCUCCCCCGCGGUCUCUCCUCGGGUCCAAUCUGUUUCGGUGACUCGAUCGCCGGCUACACCAUCGCAUACAUUUUCCGACUUCCGGACCCCAUGGCCCGCGGCAAGCGUCGCAGUUACGCAUUGGUGGCACUGGCCGGCCGCGAUGCCGGAAGAGCAUUCCGCGCCUGCCCCAUCAUCUGGCGUGCCUUUGGUCGUAUCGCUGCGAGUAUCGUGAAUGCCGCCGAGCGCUUCCAAGAAGACGAGAAGACCCGUGAUGAACAAAAUAAUCCGGGCCGACAGCCCGGCCGCCAAUACCCGCCCGUGUCAUCCUUCCUCACUGGCCGCGGCAUGGACCCGGCUGGCCGGCGCGCAGCGGGCCAGAUCCGUGCGCGCAACUUAGCCGAAAUCGUCGGCAAUGAAUACAUCUUCACCGAGCUGCAUGCGCAUUUCGUGGCCUUGCUCCAGCAACUGGGCUCGAUGUUUGGAGGUAUCCCUCUAAACGAGGAACGCUUUGUCUGCAGCACGGUUGGUGAUGAAGAAAACACUACCGCUCAGCCGGUCUUGGUCUCCAAGACUCGGCCUCCAAAGGACGACCAGAAAUUUGACGCUGACGACAUUGACAUGUCCAACCUCGAAAUUUCCACUGCACCAAAGGCGAUCCCCAUUGCACCUCGUCGGCCUGUCAUGGCAUGA
This is a messenger RNA of Penicillium salamii, 1281 nucleotides long. NCBI's taxonomy places the organism in Eukaryota, Fungi, Ascomycota, Eurotiomycetes, Eurotiales, Aspergillaceae. The record is from the annotation of a GenBank genome assembly.